AUGGGUGGUCGGGCAAUGGAGGGACUCAAUCUCGACAUCAAGUCGGCGGCGGAUGCUGCCGAGGUGUUUGGCAUGGUGGAGGCCAUGUCGCUCUGCUUCUUGCCGGAGCUUGUCUCGUCGUCGAUCUAUGAGACGACGACCACGUCCAAGACCCAUGCCAAGAAGCUCGGGGCGACGGCGCGCGAGCUCAAGGCUGCGCUCAAGGAUGCGCAGGAACAUGUGGCGUCGUAUGUUGAUGCCGCGACGAUGACCAAGGGCACGUCGACGUACGCGCCGGACGCGUCCGAGCUGACCUCGUCGCUGGAGGCUGUGGUGGCGUCUUUAGCGGCGGCGGCGUUGCAGCUGCAGCGCAAGGCGGCUGCCGAGUCGAUUGUCAAGCUUGGCCUUGACGCGCAGCACCGCGAGGACGGCGUCGGUACGGCGCUGACCAAACUCUUUCUCACCGUCGCCAUCUUUGCGGUCGGCCCGUCGAAGCUCGCGGCCAAGCAAGUGCUCUCAACGCUCGACGCUGUCGGCGAUGAGGUCACUGGUGCGUUUGAGCUCUUGUGGCAGGCAAUGGCCAACACGCCGGCCACGGCUGGAGCCGGGGCUCACGCUGCAGAGCCGGGAGCACUGCCGGCCCCGGGCACGGUGGUCUCGUCACCCAACGCGGGACAGCGCAAUAGCGGCGCCGGCGGCAGCGGAAGCGGCAGCGGCGACGGCGUGCUGUACGCGGUCUUGGGUGCACCCGAUGCUGGCAUCCAGGCGGCGGUCGAGGGCGUUGUCACCGAGCUGGUGCGUGUGGGCAAGGAAAUUGGGCGUGUGGCGCUCAAAAUCAUGGAGCUCGGCGUUGAGCCGUUCGAGCUGUUCCUGGCUCCGGGCGCAGGGCAUCCGUUUGUGCAGCUCUGGCGCAAGCUCGACGGCCUGCUCGCCGACUUUGCUAUCAAGGGUAUGGCGGUGCUGAAGGAGCUGGCGCUUGUGGCGCCGACGCUGGCGCACCAGGAGUUAACCCGACUGCAAGGGACGCUGGAAGGUACGGUUCACAUUUCGUCGUCGCUCAACACGGUGCUGCGGCAGCUGGAGGGCCUCUACCACCAGUACCGUGUGCUCAAGGCAUCCAACGCAGGCGCGGCGACAACCGACGACGCGGCCCAGCUUGUGCAGGGUCUGGCGGUGCGGGCACGCCGGGUGAUGGACAUCAUUUCGUCGACAACGUUUGAGGAGAUCGACACAACGGCCCACACCGCUGAAGUCCGGUCGCUCAUCCAAGAGUACGCUCGGGCGGUGGCGUCCAACUCGAGCCCGCGGUCCGAGUCGGAGGAGGCCGCGCACGUCGACUCGUUCAUCGAGCAGCUCAUUGCGGUCAUCCGGUCUGUGGUCGGUGACUUUGAGAUCUCGCUCAUCAACAAGAUCAAUGACGUGCUGCUGCAGUACCCGCACCUCAUUGCCAUUGUGGACCAGUCUGCCGCGUCGGGCUCGGACUCGGCGUCGACCAUCCAGCGAGUUGUUCGCAAGUGGCUCUGCUCCAAGGAGCCGAUGAAGGAGCAGUUCCCCAAGGCGUCAGCCGUCGACUUUUUCGACUCGUGGCUCGACGGCACCGCCCUCGUCCGUCUCCUCAACGAGAGCCACCCGGGCCUCGCCGCAGCGCUGCCGAGCCCCCCGACCGCAAGCGGGCUUAACCGCUCGACCGAGAUCCGCCUCGCAAGCCUCGACGCGGUGGCCAGCUCCGAGCUCAUCGCCUACCUCUCGGCCCUCAACAAUGCGCUUGGCUCGCUGCCAGGUCUUCCGCUGGCGGGCUUUGCGCGGCUAGUCCACGAUGAGUCGAUGCCGGUGGUUGACGCCGCCACCCGCUGGUCCCCGCUUCGGGCCCACUGCCUCACCGCGGUGCUGAUGAUGCUGCAGGUUCAUGAGCUCGGUCCGGACGCCAUCAAGGCGCAGCUCGACGUGGUCCGCCACGAGCACGUCCACGACGACGACGACGACGACGACGCGGGCGAGGCUGAUGGCAAGCACACCAACGGGCGCAGCGCUGGAUUGGGCUCGGGUGUCGCUGCUGACACUGCGGGCGCUAGCGCAGCAGCGAGCAGGGUGUCGAUCGGCUCGUCGUCGACGUCGCCGAUGGCCUCGCCGCGGUCGCCGCGCGACGCGCCAAGCAGCUCGGAGAAGCCCAAGCCGCUCAAUUUGACCAACGUGGUGGCGGCGCAGCGGCGGCCGUCGGUCGACCGCGCGUCGCCACGGAUGAAUCCCGAGUCCUCAGACGACGCCAUCCUGCAGGCCUCGGUCACCGUCCUCCACGCGGCUAAGAAGCUCGUCAACGCGCCGCCCAGCGGCCUGCUCAAGCAGGGCAAGGAGCUGCACAUGUCUCUAGUCGGCCUCCGCGACCUCAUCCUCAACCAGGUCAAGGUCCGAUCGGAUCCGUCGUACAGCGAGACGAACAAGCGGAUCCAACGCCGGUGCAACGUGCUCUUCGACUCGGCCACGUCGCUGCUCAAGGCGUGCAAGGUCGAUGCGCCCGCCGACGAGCGAAAGGCAAUCAUGUCCGGCAUGGCCGACGCCGUCUCGUUCAUCACUUCGCAGCAGGUCUCGAUCAAGUCCAUCCGCUCGCACGCGCGCUCGGCCCUUCUCCUCGCCAAGGACAUCAAGGCGCUGAACGCACCGGACAGCCACAUCGCCGACCAGUUUUCGGCCGCGGCUGCCGCCUUUUCGCGCGCCGUCUCCACGCGCGUUCUCGGCAUCGGAUCCUCAGCUUCGGGCAUGGCGGUCCUCGACCUCCUCGACGACGUCGACGCCAAGGCUGCCGACUUUGCCGCUGCGGCAAGCUCGGACAUUUCGACCGCGCGGGCCUCGUCCGACGCGUACUCGUCAUCGCUGGCGGCGCUGCUCUCGGCGCUGACCUGAGCGUGCUAUGGUGUAAAGAGUUGCGUGCGACUA
Messenger RNA from Thecamonas trahens ATCC 50062, 2910 nucleotides. RefSeq lists its product as uncharacterized. The record is from RefSeq and is a predicted model, not a curated record. NCBI's taxonomy places the organism in Eukaryota, Apusomonadida, Apusomonadidae. Bases 1 to 2877 code for a protein of 958 amino acids. The transcript is spliced from 2 exons.